AUGGGCGGCGCGCGGCCCGGGCGGUCGCCGCGCAGACCUCGCGGCGCACUGGGCGCGCGCGCCGUGCCCGCCUGGGCAGGGCGGCGCGGGCGGCCUGGGCUGCGCACCGGGCCCAGGAGGCCCCCCGGCGGCAGAGGCGGGAGGCGCUCGCUCUGCGGGGCCGGGCCUGGCGAUGGGCAGCGCCGGGGCGGGUCUCCUGAAGCGCAAGCGCCAGGACCUGGACGACGCCAUCGACUGCGACCGCGCAGGCCCCGCCGGAGCCGGCGCGGCGGCUCGCCGGCACGGGUGCCUCGAGGGCCUGCCGCGCCCCGAGCUGGUGCGGCUGGCGCAGGA
Prorocentrum cordatum is the source of this 333-nucleotide messenger RNA. NCBI's taxonomy places the organism in Eukaryota, Dinophyceae, Prorocentrales, Prorocentraceae. The record is from the annotation of a GenBank genome assembly.